Messenger RNA from Dama dama (fallow deer), 1374 nucleotides. It is a transcript of the gene GLRA1, whose product is annotated as glycine receptor alpha 1. Gene Ontology annotation, cellular component: plasma membrane; postsynaptic membrane; synapse. Gene Ontology annotation, molecular function: glycine binding; transmitter-gated monoatomic ion channel activity; extracellularly glycine-gated chloride channel activity. Bases 1 to 1374 code for a protein of 457 amino acids. Gene Ontology annotation, biological process: signal transduction; chloride transmembrane transport; nervous system process. The record is from RefSeq and is a predicted model, not a curated record. NCBI's taxonomy places the organism in Eukaryota, Metazoa, Chordata, Mammalia, Artiodactyla, Cervidae. The transcript has 9 exons.
AUGUACAGCUUCAAUACUCUUCGACUCUACCUUUGGGAGACCAUUGUAUUCUUCAGUCUUGCUGCUUCCAAGGAAGCUGAAGCUGCUCGGUCUGCUUCCAAGCCCAUGUCGCCAUCUGAUUUCCUGGAUAAACUCAUGGGGAGGACCUCUGGAUAUGACGCCAGGAUCAGGCCCAAUUUCAAAGGUCCCCCAGUGAAUGUCAGCUGCAAUAUUUUCAUCAACAGCUUCGGUUCCAUUGCUGAGACAACUAUGGACUACAGGGUCAACAUCUUCCUGCGGCAGCAGUGGAAUGACCCCCGGCUGGCCUACAAUGAAUACCCCGAUGACUCUCUGGACUUGGACCCAUCCAUGUUGGACUCCAUCUGGAAACCUGACCUGUUCUUUGCUAAUGAGAAGGGGGCCCAUUUCCAUGAGAUCACCACGGACAACAAACUGCUGAGGAUCUCCCGGAACGGAAAUGUCCUCUACAGCAUCAGAAUCACCCUGACAUUGGCCUGCCCCAUGGACUUGAAGAAUUUCCCCAUGGAUGUCCAGACGUGCAUUAUGCAACUGGAAAGCUUUGGAUACACCAUGAAUGACCUCAUCUUUGAGUGGCAGGAGCAGGGGGCUGUGCAGGUGGCAGACGGACUAACCCUACCCCAGUUUAUCCUGAAAGAGGAGAAGGACUUGAGAUACUGCACCAAGCAUUAUAACACAGGCAAAUUCACCUGCAUCGAAGCCCGGUUCCACCUGGAGCGACAGAUGGGCUACUACCUAAUCCAGAUGUACAUCCCCAGCCUGCUCAUCGUUAUCCUCUCAUGGAUUUCCUUCUGGAUCAACAUGGAUGCUGCCCCUGCCCGUGUGGGCCUGGGCAUCACCACUGUGCUCACCAUGACCACCCAGAGCUCUGGCUCUCGAGCAUCCCUGCCCAAGGUAUCGUACGUGAAAGCCAUCGACAUUUGGAUGGCCGUGUGCCUGCUCUUCGUGUUCUCAGCCCUGCUUGAGUACGCCGCCGUCAACUUUGUGUCUCGGCAGCACAAAGAGCUGCUCCGAUUCAGGAGGAAGCGAAGACAUCACAAGAGCCCCAUGUUGAAUCUGUUCCAGGAGGAUGAGGCUGGAGAGGGCCGCUUCAACUUCUCAGCCUACGGCAUGGGCCCAGCCUGCCUUCAGGCCAAGGACGGCAUCUCCGUCAAGGGCGCCAACAACAGCAACACGACCAACCCCCCUCCGGCACCAUCCAAGUCCCCGGAGGAGAUGCGAAAACUCUUCAUCCAGCGGGCCAAGAAGAUCGACAAGAUCUCCCGCAUCGGCUUCCCCAUGGCCUUCCUCAUCUUCAACAUGUUCUACUGGAUCAUCUACAAGAUCGUCCGCAGGGAGGACGUCCACAACCAGUGA